AAUGUAUUUUAGUAUUUAAGGGCAAAAUUUCCAAAAAUAAUUGAAGAAACCCCCUAAAAGAACAAAUAAACAAAAAAAUAAAUAAAUAAAAAUGGGUUAAGGAGGGGAGAGUUGGAGAGUGAGAAUGAAAGCCCUAAACUCCAACUCCUAAACAACUCAUCCAGUUUUGCCUCACGGUGGUGGCCUCUCUCUCUGCGCAGGACCAUCUCCUCAAGUUCGACGCCGUUCUCUCCUCUUCAUGGUCGACGAUUGAUUUUCUUCAACGGCUUUUGCGUUAGAACCCUAGAAGCAGAGUUGCAGAGAUUUUGGGAUCAAUUUAAAUGGCUUCAUGGAGAAUCCGUACUGCUUCAUCCACCUUCCUCAACUACUUGACCCGCCCCUCGGCUUUCACCUCCCGCAAUUUCACUACUGAUGUGGCUGAAAAAGGCACCCAGUCAUUGCAAAAUAGUAUGAUGAACCAGUUGGCUCAUCUUGAUAUCAAUACCUUGAUUGGAAGUUGCAUGCCUCUUGCGGCUAUGCGCAUUGGAACUAUUAUCCACAACAUUGAGGUGAACCCUGGUCAAGGUGGCAAACUUGUUCGAGCUGCAGGAACCUGUGCCAAGAUUCUCAAAGAACCUUCAUCGAGUAAAUGUCUCAUUAGGCUCCCUUCCGGUUCUGAAAAGUGGGUGGAUUCUCGGUGCAGGGCCUCCAUUGGUGUCGUGUCAAAUCCUAGCCACGGGGCUAAGAAGCUCCGAAAGGCUGGGCAAAGCAGGUGGUUGGGUCGUAGGCCAACUGUACGAGGAGUGGCAAUGAACCCAGUUGAUCAUCCUCACGGUGGAGGUGAGGGUCGAAGUAAGAGUAGUGGAGCCUGGGGAAGGACUUCUCAGACACCUUGGGGAAAGCCGUGUAAGUCUGGAUACAAAACUGGACCUCUCAAGCGCAGGAAGUAGAGCUUGAUUGUUUUAGUGGUGGAUGAAGAUGAAUUUGAGAAUAAUAUGAUGUUUUAUUAAUUCAUAGUGAGUAGUUUUUGUGUUGAACCAGCUGUGAAUUAGUUGGACACUGGACAGAAAGACAGUCUUAUAAUAAUAGGAUUGUUUUUGCGUGUAGCAAGGCCCAAAGUUUACUGAUCUGGAAGAGUUUUUCGUGAGUUGAAAUUUACCAUUGUAGAGUAAAGUGUAGACUUUUCUUCCUUUUUUAUUUAUUUAAUGGAUUUUAUAAUGUAUAGGCACAUGCGUGCCUACUGAAGGCUUGAGUUAGAAUUUAUUGUAUGCUGUGAAAUUUUCUCAGUAAUAAAGAAUGUCUCUUCCUUUUUU
Molecule: messenger RNA, 1292 nt
Organism: Cannabis sativa
Lineage: Eukaryota; Viridiplantae; Streptophyta; Magnoliopsida; Rosales; Cannabaceae
Product: large ribosomal subunit protein uL2m
Exons: 3
Coding region: 321-929 (202 amino acids)
Biological process (GO): cytoplasmic translation
Cellular component (GO): ribosome
Molecular function (GO): structural constituent of ribosome; RNA binding
Source: RefSeq, a predicted model, not a curated record